This is a messenger RNA of Miniopterus natalensis, 3395 nucleotides long. Lineage: Eukaryota; Metazoa; Chordata; Mammalia; Chiroptera; Miniopteridae. The record is from RefSeq and is a predicted model, not a curated record.
GUACAGCAGGCAGAGCGCAGCGAGGCCCCUGUCUCCGCCGCCAUGCCGUUCCCAUUUGGGAAGUCUCACAAGUCUCCCGCAGACAUCGUGAAGAACCUGAAGGAGAGCAUGGCCGUUCUGGAGAAGCAAGACAUUUCUGACAAAAAAGCAGAAAAGGCCACAGAAGAAGUUUCCAAAAAUCUGGUUGCCAUGAAAGAAAUUCUCUAUGGCACAAAUGAAAAAGAGCCGCAGACGGAAGCAGUGGCUCAGCUCGCUCAAGAGCUAUAUAACAGCGGGCUCCUGAGCACCCUGGUGGCUGACCUGCAGCUCAUCGACUUCGAGGGCAAAAAAGAUGUGGCUCAGAUUUUCAACAAUAUUCUCAGAAGACAAAUUGGUACAAGAACUCCUACUGUUGAAUACAUCUGCACCCAACAGAAUAUUUUGUUCAUGUUAUUGAAAGGGUAUGAAUCUCCUGAAAUAGCUCUAAAUUGUGGAAUAAUGUUAAGAGAGUGCAUCAGACAUGAACCACUUGCAAAAAUCAUUUUGUGGUCAGAACAGUUUUAUGAUUUCUUCAGAUAUGUCGAAAUGUCAACAUUUGACAUAGCUUCUGAUGCAUUUGCCACAUUCAAGGAUUUGCUUACAAGACAUAAGUUGCUCAGUGCGGAAUUUUUGGAACAGCAUUAUGAUAGAUUCUUCAGUGAGUAUGAGAAGUUACUUCAUUCAGAAAAUUAUGUGACCAAAAGACAGUCACUCAAGCUUCUUGGAGAACUAUUGUUAGAUCGACACAACUUCACAAUUAUGACGAAAUACAUCAGUAAACCCGAGAACCUCAAAUUAAUGAUGAACCUUCUACGAGACAAAAGCCGUAACAUCCAGUUUGAAGCUUUUCACGUUUUUAAGGUGUUUGUUGCCAACCCCAACAAGACGCAGCCCAUCCUAGACAUCCUCCUCAAGAACCAGACCAAGCUCAUAGAGUUCCUCAGCAAGUUUCAGAACGACAGGACCGAGGAUGAGCAGUUUAAUGACGAGAAGACCUAUUUAGUCAAACAGAUCAGGGACUUGAAGAGACCAGCUCAGCAAGAAGCCUAACCCCCCACAAACAUCCAAAAUAUUAAAUCCAAACCCAGCACCUGCUGUUAGCUCGUCAGCGUCAGGCACUCUCACCCAUCCGUGAGGAACAUUAUGCUAGUCUGCUGUUAAGUGAACGGUUUUCAUUUUACCUUGUUUUGUUUUUUAGUCCGACUUGGAGAGCGUAGCUGCUGCUUUCUUGCACACUAGAGCACACAUGGACUUUCUUGAUCUUUGUGUCAUUUCAGAAUUCAGAGACCCUGUUUGCUGUAGGAGUUGUGAGCACGGCUAGGUUCAUGAGGGCAGGGGUAGGGGUGAUAGUGUGGCAGAGGGCGUGUAGGGCCGACUAAAGCUGCGGGUUUGCGUGUGUCUUUGGUAAGGAGCCGGCUGGAUUCUUGGUGGAUUGUCUGCCUUCCCUGCAGGAAGACUGUGCAGCGCUGUGUUUGGAAUCGGGAACUGUACCCACGGUGUGAGCUUUUGGGUGGAUAAAGUUGACGUGCAAAUAAAUCGAUGCUGAAACUUAGCAACUUCUUAAAAGUGUGACGCUUCGUAAGGUCAAAAGGAAAAUGUAUAUAUGCUUCCACGGCUUUUUAGAAUUUUUUUGACAUUUGAUUUUCUUGAGACUUGUAAACCUGGAUAUUGUUGGAAGGUAUUUGUUAAUUUCCCUUUUGGAAGGUCUUUCAAACAGUAGAGCUAGUAACAACACCUCGCGUUUCAUUUCAACAAGGCUCACAGGUUUCUUUUGUAUAUAAUUCUUAGAAUGCUCAUUUCUUUUAAAUGAUUUAAUUUGUACAGCAGAGGAAUGUUAUUGUAUUAGUAUGUAACUAUUACCUAAUAUUGAGUUUUUGCAAAAAAAAAAAUGAAUGCUCCUAUGUAAUUGAAAUACUUCAGAUCACAUGAAAAUGCUGAUUUACCAUUUAAGUAUCGCAGCAUUAAAAGAAGAGUAAGCCAGUCUGUUGUAUUCAGUGUCUCGUGGGCGCCGUCAGUAGGGUGCAGUACAGACAUGGGCCUCAGUCAGCGCCUCCUUGCGUAAUCUGGCCUCAUUCACGUAGCAGGAGUCCCAGGUUUGCCAGAUUCAUGAAUGGUACCGAUUACGCUAAAUUAUUACUGAUUCUGUCGGGGGGAGCCCCGGUAGAGCCCCUUUCUUUAAAGUAAUCCAGCACAUAGUUGUGACACUGAAUCAUUAAGACCCUGGCUUCUCGGAGGAAAAGAAGAGUUCCUAGUCACAGGUGUCCUGCGGGGAGAUUUAUUUUUCCUAAUGUCCUAUUCCUUAAUGCUGCAGAUUAUCAGUAUUUGUAAAGUUACUGAUUUUCACCCCGGUUUUGUUACGUGACCACGACAGAGCAGCGUCUCCUAGGACAUAUCUCUGUAAAGUUAUUAGAAUGGUAUCUGUUCAUCUUACUGAUGCAAAGAUCCCAACUAACCACUUACAGCCCGAGUUUGCCGGUUCGAUUCAGCAUGGCUGUGGCCGGCUCAGAAGUUUACGCGAUUAUUCUCCGCUGGCCUCUCUCACUAAUUGAAUUAUCUAUCGGCCAGUAAAACGAGACUCCCAAGUGCUGCUUCAGCCUGUUGCAAGGCCUCCUAGGAACACCAGUCAGGAAAACAGCUCCAGAAAACAUAGAAGUGUUUUAUUACAUUUAAUUAAAUGGCAGCCGACAUUAUCAUUGUUUUUCCUGAGGCUGUCUUUACCAAAAUCUGUGUAAAAUCACUCAUGUUUUUCACUGGGAGUAGGGAAAGCGAUCCAAGCUUCUUGAAUUGAAAACAUCCAGAUGUUCAGGAAGGCGGACCUUGCCGCGACGAAGCGUCCCAGUCCUCGUGGCCUAGUGCUGGUGUCAGGGUGUCACGUGAGGACAGUAAUCACACUGAGUGGAGGAAGGUUUCCUCGCCAAGCUGGUUCUUAGAACUGGAAACAACAGCAGCUCCUUCCAUCCCGGUGACACCGUUGUAGUGCUAGAGGGUGGGGUGGGAGACAGUGAGGGGCCUGUCAGGGAACACCGUGUUACCAUCACAUUGAAAUCUCGCAGAGUUAAGAUUUGGGGGCUUUUGUUUGUUUUUAAACAAAAAUGUGAAAAACAUUCAAAGUUGAAAAGUUGCAUUUGAAGUUUUGAUCAUUUAAUAUAUUCAUGUUACCAAAACUAUUAUACUAAAAGUAUUUCUCUCUGUGUUAUAAAGGUUUAAUUUUGCAUAAGUCAGUUAUUCCAUGUGAUUUUUAACCCUUAAGAGAGGUGGAGAUGGAUGCACCUGUUAACGCUGUGAGCGCGUGCCCUUUCUCCUGAGGAAAAGGAAUUUCUAUCAGGCUAUGGCUGGCCCUGUAAUUUAAAUUAAAAUAAAAUUUUGGAGAAACAGCA